UAGCCGUUUAAAAAAAGGCCCUUUCUCCGCAGUUCAUUCGUACAGGCGGGUAAACGACACGGUAUUGCAGGAAUGGAGCAGCUUUGCAAACUGUUUGUUGGCGGGUUGAACGUCCAAACUACUAAUGAUGGACUCCGCGCUCAUUUUGAACAGUACGGGACACUAACCGACUGCGUUGUGGUCCAAAAUGAUCAACUACAGCGGUCCCGUUGUUUCGGAUUUGUAACCUACUCCACCGGGGAGGAGGCGGAUGCAGCAAUGGCCGCCAGGCCACAUGUUGUAGAAGGCAAAAACGUGGAGCUGAAGAGAGCCGUGGCUCGGGAAGAUGCCGGGAAGCCCGAAGCUCUCGCCAAAGUCAAGAAAAUCUUUGUUGGGGGCUUAAAGGAGGACAUCGAGGAGAAUCACCUCACCGAGUAUUUCUCACAGUUUGGCAUGAUCGAGAAAUCUGAAGUCAUCACAGACAAAGACACCGGCAAGAAGCGGGGAUUCGGCUUUGUUCACUUCGAGGAUAACGACUCGGCAGACAAAGCCGUUGUGCUCAAGUUUCACAAUAUCAACGGGCACAAAGUGGAGGUCAAGAAAGCGCUCACGAAGCAAGAGAUGCAGGCCGCCGGUGGAGCCCGGGGCGGCAGAGGGAGAGGAGGAGGAGGAAGAGGAAUGGGAAGAAAUCAAAAUGGCUUCGGUGGCGGGAGAGGAGGUUAUGGCGGCUAUGGGGGUGGCUACAGCGGAGGCAAUGAUGGCGGCUACGGCGGCGGCUAUGGAAGCGGAGGCUACGGAGGUGCUUACGGGGGCGGAUAUGGAGGAGGCUACGGUGAUCAGAUGGGCGGUUAUGGCGGUGGGAACGGUUACAGUGACUUUGGCAGCGGAUACGGCCAACAGUCGUCUGGCUACGGGCCCAUGAAGGGUGGCAGCGCGUACGGAGGCAGGGGUGGAGGAGCCCCUUACGCCCGAGGUGGUGGGGCCGCGUAUGGCAGAGGUGGCUACGGAGGCUACUGAUUUUCACCUGGUUUGGAAAAGACUCGGAAGCUGUCCCCUUGAGUCUUUCGAAAUGAUCAUAUUGGGCAGUAUGGCUCAUUCCCCCCGACCAUGCAGAGAUGGCGGACACUGUGAAAGCAUACCUUAAAGACCUCAAUUCUUAAACAGGUAGGAAGAAGACUUCUUCCCAGAAACCUGACUUGCUCGAUCAUCUUUAGUUGUAGGACAUGUUCGAUCAUAUAUAUCUCUCUCUUGUGUUACACGUUUAGGUCACGCGGAAAGUUGGCCUUGUAUGUUUUCUUUUCCUUAUAAAAAAUUCGUGCAAGUCUUGUUAACCUGUUCACAACCAAUUCGUUUUUAACUUCCAUUAUGUUCAACGCUGGCGAUUUGUCAAUAUGCAUUCUCCGUAAUCUGUUUUUUUUUAACUAAACUGCUGGGGAUUAACGCAUGCAGUUUGAGUUCGUUUUGGCCUCACGUGUUCGAUCUCUGCAAAACACACACCAGCCUUUUUCAAAAUAGAUGAUCAUGAUUAGGCCAUGUUUCACUCGUGGCAUUUCGUUUUGUAAACUAACGCUGAUGCACAGUGUCCUCCGCUGUAUGAGCUUCAUUAUUUCCUGUGUAUUGUAUAUUAUGUCUUCAAAUCAAACCAAUAUUGUUAAACAUUCAUAUGCAAUUGUAUGUUACUUUUUAAAUAAAAGUUUCACAACUUAA
Molecule: messenger RNA, 1686 nt
Organism: Xyrauchen texanus (razorback sucker)
Lineage: Eukaryota; Metazoa; Chordata; Actinopteri; Cypriniformes; Catostomidae
Gene: hnrnpa0b
Product: heterogeneous nuclear ribonucleoprotein A0b
Exons: 1
Coding region: 73-996 (307 amino acids)
Molecular function (GO): RNA binding
Source: RefSeq, a predicted model, not a curated record